Molecule: messenger RNA, 1665 nt
Organism: Penicillium griseofulvum
Lineage: Eukaryota; Fungi; Ascomycota; Eurotiomycetes; Eurotiales; Aspergillaceae
Product: Tetratricopeptide-like helical
Exons: 1
Coding region: 1-1665 (554 amino acids)
Cellular component (GO): intracellular anatomical structure
Molecular function (GO): protein binding
Source: RefSeq, a predicted model, not a curated record
AUGGACCAGCCAUCCCCCACCGACUACUAUGACCUAGGUGACUACCGUCGCAAUGUGACCACAACAAACGAAGAUGCCCAAUUAUGGUUUAGUCGGGGUUUGAUCUGGGCCUACGCCUUCAAUCAUGAAGAAUCAGCCCGAUGCUUUGAAAAGGUCGUCGAGUUCGACCCGACAUGUGCCAUGGGAUACUGGGGCAUUGCCCUUGCCCUGGGACCCAAUUAUAACAAGCCAUGGCAGCUCUUUGAUGGAGAAGAUCUCUCUGCCACCACGACUCGCGCCCAUCGCGCGAUCCUGCAGGCGAAGAAACACGCUCCCGCCGUGACGCCUUUGGAGAAUGCUCUUAUCGACGCAUUACAGUACCGGUACCCCCAAGAGCAGCCCAUAGAAGACUGCACCGAAUGGGAUAAGAAAUAUGCCGAAGCAAUGACAACAGUGUACAAUGAUAACCCGGAUGACCUCGACGUAACCGCGCUGUACUGCGAUGCGCUGAUGAACUUGACUCCAUGGGGUCUGUGGGACAUAAAGACGGGCGAGGUCGCAUCAGGGGCAAAAACACUCGAAGCAAAAGAAGCGCUGGAUCGAAUUUUGGAACGAGAUGAAGCCCUCGAUCAUCCUGGCAUCUUGCAUCUCUACAUCCAUCUGAUGGAAAUGUCCCCCACGCCUGAGGUUGCCCUGCCGGUAGCAGGGUACCUGCGUGGCCUUGUACCUGAUGCUGGUCAUCUGGAGCACAUGCCCUCCCACAUCGAUAUCUUGUGUGGCGAGUACAAACGCGCAGUAACGGCUAAUACCUCUGCUAUCCGUGCAGACGAGAAGUUCCUCGCUAACCAGCCUUUGGGUCAUUUUUAUAAUCUGUACCGUGCACACGAUUAUCAUUUCAGAAUGUACGCUGCUAUGCUAGGUGGCCGAUCGAAGGUCGCACUUGAAUCUGGGGCCGAGCUUGCGCGAAUAAUCACCGAGCCUCUUCUGCGCGUCGGGUCUCCGCCAAUGGCAGACUGGCUGGAGGGCUUUGUCGCUAUGCAAAUGCAUGGAUUUGUGCGUUUCGGUCUCUGGGAGGAGAUUAUAGCUACAAAGAUGCCGGAAGAUGCAGAGCUGUAUUGCGUCACGACUGCUAUGAUGCACUAUGCAAAGGGUGUCGCGUUUGCUGCUACAAGUCGCGUAUCGGAGGCAGAAGAGGAGCGAGAACGGUUCCUACAAGCGGUGAAACUUGUCCCGGCUUCGCGGACUAUCUUCAAUAACCGUUGUAUCGACAUCCUCGGUGUAGGUGAGGCGAUGCUCGAUGGCGAGAUUGCGUAUCGCCGUGGCGAAUACGAUACUGCGUUUUCAUAUCUCCGAGACGCUGUCAAGAGGGAUGAUGCUUUGCCGUAUGAUGAGCCGUGGGGCUGGAUGCAGCCGACUAGACAUGCUCUGGGCGCAUUGUUGCUUGAACAGGAUCGCGUUGAGGAGGCUGCAGCCGUAUAUUCUGCGGACCUUGGGGUUGAUACGUCUCUGCCCCGUGCUUUGAGGCAUCCCGGUAAUGUAUGGGCUUCGCAUGGGUAUCAUGAGUGUUUGGUCAAGAUGGGUCGGAAAUAUGAGGCGCGUGCCAUGUUGCCGCAGCUGAAGAUUUCUUUAUCCUGGGCGGAUGUGCCUAUUAAAUCGUCGUGUUUCUGUCGGCAGAGAACUGAGUGA